GCGAACUGCACGCUAUUUGCACCCAGCAAGCGGAGACGUCAAUUGCCAGAUGUUGCCAGCUCUUACCAAAUAGGUUGCGUGAGAUGAUAGAGGGGGAUCACAAACGUCACCCGCUCGCUAAAUUGGUCGUGUUUAAUGGUUAUGCGCUGCUGCGGAGCACUUUUUCUUGGGACCUUCGCUACCGACAGUACUAGGCCCAUACGUGUUGCGUUGCUGACUGCAUGUAAAGAGUACCCAACGCGGCCCUGGCAUCGCGAUCAAUUCAUGGAUAAUGCUGCUAUCAAACUGUUCACGGAUAUGCUGACUCCAUUAUAUGUCUGGAAGGAGGAGGGGGGGGGGGGCGCGCCGUGGGGAACUCAAGCGCGGAAUGGAGUGUCUCUAGUGGAUGGAGAGGUUGAGCAUUCUAUCUCGCUACGAUACCAACGUCUACCUACUGGAAAGCUAGAACAGGAGAUUAUUGAUGAUGUGGGCGAGCUGAUCGGGGAGAGGGUGGAUGGCAGGACGGCACUCGCGGCCAGCUUGGCUGAGGCCUUUGCAUCUUUGCUGGCUGAUGAUAGUAGUUCAGGAGUGGCGAUUUGA
Molecule: messenger RNA, 579 nt
Organism: Blastomyces gilchristii SLH14081
Lineage: Eukaryota; Fungi; Ascomycota; Eurotiomycetes; Onygenales; Ajellomycetaceae
Exons: 3
Coding region: 136-579 (147 amino acids)
Source: RefSeq, a predicted model, not a curated record